Prorocentrum cordatum is the source of this 377-nucleotide messenger RNA. The record is from the annotation of a GenBank genome assembly. Lineage: Eukaryota; Dinophyceae; Prorocentrales; Prorocentraceae.
UUUCUCCCUGGCCCCGGCGGCGCCCCAUUGGCACACGGCACGCUGCGGCCCCGCGAGGCCAAACCCUCGCCCUGCACGCCAGGAGAGCUCGAGCAGGGGAUCGAGCGCGGCCGUAUAGCCUCGCCCCCGACCUAUGCCUGCGGCGCCCCCGGCUCGCCGCAGAGCCCAGAGGCGCGCGUGGCCGUGCCGCGUAUGUGCGGGGAUGGCCCGCGCGCGCGGUGUGUGCAGCCGCUGCGCCGGCUGGGCAUGGGUCACGCCUGCUCUGCUGCUGCUGGCUGAGGCAGGUGCCCGGGAGGGCGAGGGGGCGAGGGCGGGAGGAGGAGGACGAGGAGGAGGACGAGGAAGGGGAGGAGGACGAGGAGGAGGAGGAGGAGGAG